This is a messenger RNA of Closterium sp. Naga37s-1, 1134 nucleotides long. Lineage: Eukaryota; Viridiplantae; Streptophyta; Zygnematophyceae; Desmidiales; Closteriaceae. The record is from the annotation of a GenBank genome assembly.
AUGGAGCACUCCUCUGCCUUCGACGCGGUGAUGGCAGAUAACGCAGGGAUCACCCCUUCGUUCAGUGACCUCAUUGGUGACGGGUCCCCCGUUGCCAAGAAGGUGUGCAAAGCCGCAUAUUCCUCCUCUUCCAAGCUCCCCGGCCAGACCCCUGUGCCGGCUCCUGUCGUUAAUGUGGAGGUUUCCUCUGCUCCCUCUCUGGGUGCGCCUGGCAAGCGCUUCCGUCGCCUUUGUGCUCUGCGGGAUACGAUCCCCUCCAUUAAGUCGAUGGCUGGCGAGAAUCUGAAGUUCGGCAAGCGCUCCUACGCCCGUCAGAUCCUGCAGUUCCCUAACAAGGAAGCAGCAGAGGAAUUCUGUGCCCGUCCCCCGAUCUUCUUUUCUCCGCCGCACGGCCCUGCGGUCGAGCUCAAGGUUUACGUCGACCCCGCUCCCGAAUUCACCUCGGCUAAAGCGCGCGGCGAGACGCACAUAGUCCUCCGCAACAUCCCCUUGGGUCUCACUGAGGAGAAGCUGUUGGCGAUCCUGUUGAACGGCAAGACCCGCGAGGGACAGAAGUGGAUUUCGGACCUCCUGUACUUUCACACCGCCUCUGAUCCUUAUGAGGAGAUGUUCCAGCUGCAGAUGCAUGGCAUCGUCAGGCCCAUGAUCGGUGAUGAGUCUUUCAGCGUAACCCCGCCGCUCAUCUGGAUCGAGGACGUGCGCGAGCCGGUCCUUGUGAAUCUCUCAUGCCACUCCUGUGGCAUCUGCUCGAGCAACCACCGUACCGGGGACCACUACGUGUUCCCCACGCUGCGCCGCAACAAGAUCAACAAUCCCUACGCGAUCUCGGUCGCUCAGCUGCAAAACGUGAAUGCCAAAGCACUUGGACACUCGGCGGCCGCCAACACGGUCAAACAGGAUCUUGGUCUCCUCUUCAUCGGCCUCGACCUCGAUGUCGAGGUCUGGACUUGUUGCGCAUGCGAUUUCGUUUGCGGUUGGACCAUCGACACGGCGCUCGCACACUGCGCCACGCCUCAGCACUUCCGUCGCCUUCAGACGACUGGACCGCUCCUGAAAGAGGAAUUUGGGGAUCUGAAGGUCAAGGAGUUCCUGAAAAAGAACGACAAGAUUGCGCAAUUCCUGUCAGAGGAGUAG